Engraulis encrasicolus (European anchovy) is the source of this 4567-nucleotide messenger RNA. It is a transcript of the gene tbc1d32, whose product is annotated as TBC1 domain family, member 32. Lineage: Eukaryota; Metazoa; Chordata; Actinopteri; Clupeiformes; Engraulidae. The coding region runs from base 196 to 4119 and encodes 1307 amino acids. The record is from RefSeq and is a predicted model, not a curated record. Gene Ontology annotation, cellular component: trans-Golgi network. Gene Ontology annotation, biological process: Golgi to plasma membrane protein transport. The transcript has 34 exons.
ACUUGCAUUUACCUUAUUUUAAUGCGUCUUUUCUGUUUGUAAGUGUUUUCAGAUGCCAUGUUUUCCAUAAGUGUGGAGAAAUGAGAUUCCCACAAUGCAACGUGUUUUGCUGUUUCCAUAGCGACUUCAGUCAACCCAAGAGGAGGAGGAUACUUCAUAGCAUCUACCGACUCCGUUACCAUCACUGGAGCACCAAUGUCUCAGUUCUCUGCAGAGGAUGAGGCCGAGCUCCAGUCGCUCCUGCGGCAGCUGCUGAGGAGCACCAAGGAGCGCAUCUCCGGAGCCCCGUCUGUGGAGUAUGCGGAGGAGAUACUGCUGCAUCUGGAGGAGACCGACAAGAACUUUCACAACUAUGAGUUUGUGAGGUACUUGCGGCAGUAUGUGGAGAGCAGCCUCGGGGCCGUCAUAGACGAGGAGACGGACAGCUGUGCCAGAGGAGAGGGCCAUGCCAUCGGCACGGGGCAGGACACGCUCGUGCACGCGGUCACCAGGAAGACCAGGGAGGCAGCAGAGUACAAGCAGAUGAUGCAGACGCUGAAGAACACCAUGAUGGUGGUGGUGGAGUCGCUCAUCAACAAGUUUGAGGAGGACCAGCUGAAGAAGGAGGAGAUGCACAGGAAGAGCCAGCACGAGAAGUCCAGCAGCCACUACACAGACAACUGCUCCGACAGCGACUCCUCCUUCAACCAGAGCUAUGCCUUCAUAAAGCACGAACAACUGCAGGUGAUUGCUGACAAGCUGGAUCCCAGCAGGCCAAAAGAGGUGCGUUGGGAGGCCUUGCAGUCUCUGUGUUGCGCCCCUCCGUCUGACGUGCUGAGCUGUGAGAGCUGGAGUGGCCUGCGCAGGAACCUGUCUGCUGCCCUCGCCGACCCCGACCCCGACCUCAGUGAUAAGGUUUUGCGAUUCUUCGCCAAAACAUUCUCCUCGUGCCCACUGAGUGUCACCAGGGACAUCUACACCAGCCUCGCUAAAAGUUUGGAGAAUGACUUCCUGUAUCGCAAAGUGAGCUUCCCGGCUGCUUCGGAUGGCCUGGACGCCAGCCGUCAGGAUAUGGCACGCCUCCUCAAGCAGAUGCGUUUACUGAACGACUUCCAGAAAGAAGUCACCUCAUUCUGGAUACGACACCCAGAGAAGUACAUGGAGGAGAUCGUUGAGAGCACGCUGUCUCUGCUGUCUCUGUGCUCCGUGCCCGGUGUGGAGCCCCACGGGGCCGACAGGACCCUGGGGCCACUCCACCUCCUCUCCCUCCUGGACACCAAGGCUACCUGGUUCAAGAAGUGGAUGCAUGGCUACUACAGCAGAACUGUUGUCCUCAGACUUCUGGAGAGGAAGUACAAGUCGGUGAUCAUAGCCGCAGUGCAGCAGUGUGUCCACUACUGUGAGAAGUCUGAGCCAGCUGGGGAUGACACCACCGACCUCAGCUAUGCGAUGGAGCAUCAACAGAUUAGCCCUAUUCAGAGGAUGGUGUACACUGGGAGGGAGCUGGACUACGUGUACUUUGUGCACUCGCUGUGUGUUCUCGGGAGGCUUCUCAUGUACACCAACGGCAGGAAGCUCUUCCCUAUCCGACUCCACAACCGUCGAGAUCCAGUCACGUUGACUGACCUGGUGGUGAUCUUCAUCAGAAUAAUGUACCAGCACCCAAAACCGGCCUUUGGUGAUGCCACUCACACAGACUCCCUGUCUCCUCCGAGCCUGGUGAUGGAGGUGCUGCGUCCGCUGUGUGAGCGUGUGGAGUGUGCUGUGGACUGCCUGUACCAGCCCCCCGUCCUCCAGCUCCUGCUGGCCCCCGUCAUCGCCCUGCUCAAGGGGAAACAGCCCAGGAUGAAGUCCCUGGAGAGCACCAUGAUCCACGUGGCCGACACACUGGCACGCAUGGCCACCACGGAGAGAGGCCUGGCCCUCUUCCUGUACGACAGGAACCUACUCUCCGCCGAUGGGGAAAGCACUUCAGCGGCCCACAUCAUAGUGCAGUUCACCCAGAGGCUGCUGGCCAUGGAGGUGGUGGGCGUGCUGGCGGGGCCGGAUGCCCACAUGGCCGUAAGCGGGGCCUUCAUCUUCGUCUGCCGCCAGAUGUACCACACCUGCGAGGGCCUGCAGGCUCUGCGGCCCUACGGCCUGCACGGGUGCAUCGCCGCCACCUGGAGGAAGGCAAGUGCCCAGUCAGAGCGGGUCCCUACCCCUGUGGCUGGAUCCCCCAGUACACUCUGCUCUCAGGAGCCCACCAACACGGUGCUGUGGGAGGAGACUCUUCUGGACAACUUGUUGAAUUUCGCCGCUACGCCGCGCGGGCUGCUCCUGCUCCAGCAGACGGGUGCCAUCAACGAGUGUGUGACCUACAUGUUCUCACGCUUCACCAAGAAACUACAGGUGAGCCGCUGUGAGAAGUUUGGCUACGGCAUGAUGGUGACUCAGGUGGCAGCCACAGCACCCGGCGCAGUCGCCCUACACAGCUGUGGCUUUAUCCAGGCCAUGGUGGUGGAGCUGUGGUCCACUCUGGAGUGUGGCCGAGAGGAUGUGCGCGUGGUCCACCCCAAGUCCACUCCCAUGGACCCCAUAGACAGGAGUUGCCUGAAGUCAUUCCUGACUCUGGUGAACCUGCUGUCAUCUCCGUAUGCUGCGUGGGAGCUGCUGGGGGGGCAAGUGUUGCCCAACAAGAGCAGCUACAACCUCCGGGAGAUGCCCACCUCCAUCCCUGACUUGAUUGACAGGCUUAUUGCUGUUAACUCUGAUGCCAAGAUCCACUCGCUCUUCAACUACGAGCAGUCGCACACAUUCGGCCUGAGGCUCCUGAGCGUGCUGUGCUGUAGUCUGGACACCCUGCUGCUGCUGGAGGCCCAGUACGGGCUGGGGGACAUGCUGCUACAGGCCCAGAGGGACAACCUGACCCACCCCGACACCGGAGAGGGGGAGUUCAUCAUUGACGGGCUGUCCGUGGAGCGCAAUCACGUGCUUGUGCGGAUGAGCAUCAUCGGAGGCCCCUCUGAGAGAAGACUUCCACCAAGGGCCCUAGCCAAGGGGAGCGAUCCAUACCCUUGGCCCAUGUUCUGCUCCUACCCCGUGCCCAGGCAGUACAUCCUCGAUGGGCCCAAGACAUCCAGAGGCAGGCAGGAGUCUGAGCUGAGUGUGUUCCUGUCCUCGUGGAAGGAGGCGCAGCAGGAGGAGGGCUGGAUGGACAGCUGCAGGAGGCUCUACUGCAAGGCCAUGACCACCAAGGCCUGCGCCAUCACCGGAAACCUGCUUUGUGAUCUCCUGGAGAAGGCUGUGCUGCAUCUCUCCUCCUGCCCAGCCGAGUGUGUCUUCCCAGCCAUGGAGCCCAGUGUGGAGGUCAGUGGGGCAGAGAGCUGUGGCCUGUCCCCUGUGGAGCAGCUGGGACUGAUCACCACCGUCAGGUACGGAAAGUUCCUGAAACUCCUGAAGGAGGACUCUGAGGCGGACCUGGCCCUGUUGCUACGACGAUGCAAGGACUUCCUGUCCCAGCAGCGUGUGGACACCAACUCAGACACUCUCUACUCCCUGCGGCUGGGCUCUCUGCAGCCUCACGAUUGGCUCGUGUCCAGUGUCUUCCUGAUGACGUCAGGCGACGGCUCGCGCUCAUUGGCUCUCCUGCUCCGCCUCUCUCGCCUGCUCUCCUCUGCAUUCAUCUGGCCGCACAGACUACACGCCUCUGUGCAGCUGCCGGUGGAGCUGGGCCAGUGUGGCGUGCCGGCGGUGUACUGGUGCACGGCGCACUACGUGGAGCUGCUGCUCAAGGCCGAGGUGCCCCUCGUCAGCUCCGCCUUCCGCAUGUCCGGAUUCACCCCCUCACAGAUGUGUGUGCAGUGGCUGGGCCAGUGUUUCUGGAACUACCUGGACUGGCCUGAGGUGUGCCACUACCUGUGCACAUGCGUGGUGCUGGGCCCUGACUACCAGGUGUACAUGUGCAUCGCCGUGCUCAAGCACCUGCAGCAGGACGUCCUCGCCCACGCCCAGACACAGGACCUGCAGGUCUUCCUGAAGGAGGAGCCCAUCACAGGCUUCAAGGUGAGCAGCUACCUGGAGUUCAUGGAGGGACUGGAGCGCCGCUACAGAGCCAUGGUGCUCAGCGACAUGAGGAGCAUCCUGCACAAGCACAGCUGAUGAGGAGAGUUCCAGAAUCUUCUUGGCACCGUGUUAUCAAUACAAGGUUCUGGAUUCAGAACCUCUUCAUAGAGUCUGGACCAAUUAGAACAUCUUAGAAUUGUACAAAAACUAACACACACCCUACCACCUUACCACCACCCUACACACAAAGCUGGUGAGGAAACCUUCUGGAAUCAACAAGCUCCGGAGCCAAAAUCAGUAUCUGCAUCUCCUUGGUACAGGAUCGACUGGAAUUGGAGUUGGUCUGAACAUACUCCAACUGUAGACAAAAAAAACUAUAGCUGUCAAGAUUCUGUGCCUACAGCUGUUUUGCCUUGUACAAUCAUCGCAUCCUGGAUACAGAAAUGAAUAAGAACAAUUGAUGAAUCUCUGAGAAUAUGAGAAACUCUGAAACAAUUUGAACCAAUUUGAUGCUGAACUUGUACAACAAAGCCAGGGAUUUGUA